Hydra vulgaris (swiftwater hydra) is the source of this 3196-nucleotide messenger RNA. RefSeq lists its product as uncharacterized. The record is from RefSeq and is a predicted model, not a curated record. Gene Ontology annotation, molecular function: zinc ion binding. NCBI's taxonomy places the organism in Eukaryota, Metazoa, Cnidaria, Hydrozoa, Anthoathecata, Hydridae.
UCCUUUGUUUUUUCUAGUUGUCAAGACAAACACUGAUUAUCAAGUUGUCGCGAUUUUUGUAUGCGAGAUGAAACAACAGAAGCUAUCACAGAGGCACUGAUGUGCAUUAAAAAAUGGAAUCCUUUAUUUCAACCUAAAUUUGUUUUAACUGAUUAUUCCAAUGAAGAGAUAAACUCAUUAGAGUAUGUGUUUCCAGGAUCAAAUGUCUUAAUUUGUGACUUUCACAGAGAACAGGCUUGGGAAAGAUGGUUGUCAAAAAUCACUAACGGAUGUUCCUCAGUAAAAGAAGUAGUUAAGUUAAAACUUCGUCAAAUUGCUAAUUCAAAAACAGAAGAGAUUUGCAUAAAUGCUGUAAAUGCUUUCAAAGAGUCAGAAGAGUGGAAAAAUCACCCAAAACUUCGAGAGUACUUAAAAAACACUUGGUUAUGCAACCAAAAGAGAUGGGUGUUUGCUUUUCGGCAACAUCGCCUUUUGCGAAAUGUCAACACAAACAAUGGUACUGAAAGACAGAACCAAUCUCUAAAAUACAGCUUUUUGGAAAAAAGGAAAAACUCUUCUCUUACAGCUAUGCUAAGUGUUUGCAUUGAUGAAUUCCUUCCUCAUAACUAUAACAAUUAUGCUGAUAAAAACAGAAGAGCGCACUCAUCUUAUAGAAAGUAUAAUAGUAAGAUUCCAGUAUAUUUAAUAAACCACCCUCAACCUUUAGUAAAGCAUUGCAUGAACAUGAUAGAUAAGCUACAAGGUUUAGACUUGGAGGGAAUUAAUGCUGUUACAGAUAGAUUGUACAAUGUUGCAUCAUUUCAGUCAAAUAGUAGAGAAAUUUACCAAUUUUUUCUUGGUGAUGCAAAACACUUGCCAAGCUGUUCCUGCCCUUCUUGGUUUAGUAGCAUAUAUCCAUGCAAACAUAUUUUUGCAGUUUUCAGUAAAGAAAAUCUUUCUUGGUCUGAUUUUGAUCCAUCUUAUGGCAAUUCUCCAUAUUUCAUCUUAGAUCCAUUGUUGAAUAAAAAUAAUUACUCAACUUCAUUUCAUUGUCAAGAUUUACCUGAAACUGUUAAUUUAUCUUUUAAAAAAAAUCCUCUUGAUAAUGCCAAAGUAGUGAGUGACAACAGUGAGUUUGUACCAUCAGAACAUUGUCAGACAUUACCAAAUAUUAAUCAUAUACAGGCUAGUCAUCAUACACCUGCUGCAUGUUGUGAACUCUUAAACGAAAUCAUAAAACUUACUCAUUUAAGUAAAUCUCAAACAGCAACAGAUAACUUGUUUGAGGGACUUUAUAAACUUAAAUUAGUUAGUUUAAUGUUUGAACAAAGUGCAAUGAGGAAUCAUCUUCUAAAGUGUUUGCUAAACAACCGAUUAGAUGUCUUCCCAACUGCCAUUAAUCCUUCAAUAUCUAAAAGAUGCCUAGCAAAGACUUUUCAUCUUCUUUUACAUUGCUCAUGUAGAAUGUUUUGGACCCUAGAAGAUGAGCACAUUUUUAACAGGCAAAUGGCUGAAUGCAGUACUUGUUGCAAAUGGUUUCAUCGGGAGUGUGAAAAAAUCCCACCAACUGCAUAUGUAAUCUGGAACUGUCAUGAGUGCCACAGGCAAGCAUCGCAAAGAUAAAGAUUUGUUUGUUAGUUGAUAUAUUUUUAUACUAUUUAAGAUCAACGCCACCUGCUAACAUCUACAGCUCAAAAUCAAUUUUUGGAGAAAAUAUUUGAAGAAUAUAAUGAAAAAAGUAACUAUAAAAUGUGUACUUUCCUUGUAAGUUACUAUAUGUAAAUUUUUUUACUGUAUUGACAUUUAAAGGAUGCACAAGCCACCUCAGUCAGCUUUGGUGGGGUGUUAACUCACCUGUAAGUUUUUUUUUUUUAUGUCUAUUUGUGUUUUGUUUAAACUAAUGCCACAGAGUUAACUCAUCCAUAAAUUACUUAAUGUCUGUUUGUGUUCUGUUUGAACCUCUGGCGCGGUGUUAACUCACCCGUAAGUUACUUUAUGUCUGUUUGUGUUCUGUUUGAACCUCUGGCGCGGUGUUAACUCGCCCGUAAGUUACUUUAUGUCUGUUUGUGUUCUGUUUGAACCUCUGGCGCGGUGUUAACUCACCCGUAAGUUACUUUAUGUCUGUUUGUGUUCUGUUUGAACCUCUGGCGUGGUGUUAACUCACCCGUAAGUUACUUUAUGUCUGUUUGUGUUAUCUAUAAUUAUAUGGAAUAGUGUUAACUCAGCCGUCAGUUAUUUUAUGUAUAUGUGUGUUCUAUAUGAUUGUGUAUAUUAUCUGGUGUAGUGUUAGUUAAGUGAGUAACUAGUGAAUACAACAAUAUAAUAGAUUGUUUACCCUAACUUACAUUUUUCUUCUAGAUAAAAUGUUUUUCUAAUGAAUAUUUACAGUCUCCUAAGUAAUGUGAUGGAGUACAGAAGUAACUAACUCUAGCAAUCCAGUUCUUGUUGCUGAAAAAGGAACCUAAUUUUUUUUUUAUUUAUAUUUUUUUUUUAUUUAUAUUUUUUUUCAACUGAAAUUUUAGGUUGAUUUUUUGUGCAACUAAAAUAAUAUUCAUGGGGCAAAAUAAACAACUUGCACAUUUUCAUUUUUGAAAUAGAAAAUUACUUUUUAAAACUAUGAACUACUUUAAUUAAAACUAUUACUUAACUAUUUAAAGUGCAUUUUUGAACAUAAGAAGUGCGGAUAUAUACAACAUAUACAACAUUCUGAUUUAGGUGCUCUCCAUGGUACACUAUAAAUAAAAUAAGAAUACAUUAAAGCAUAUUCAAUAAUAUGUAUAUAAAUAAAUAGAUAGAGAUUGUUUUUUUUUUCAACCUCUUUAACCACUAUAGCAGUUGAAAAUUACUGGAAGAGAAAAGAUGAAGUUUGUAGAUCAAGAUAACGAUUGACAGAUGACUUAAAAGAGUAAAUUAUAUGAAUCAGGAUAAGAAGAAAAUGAAGGAAGUGAAUUCCAAAGUGCUGAUGUUCAAGGAAAAAAAAUAGAGGAAUACGAGUUUUAGGAGCACUUAAGAUAAUUCACAGAAAAAGAAUGAGACUUAAGAGAUAAGAAUGAGACAAUUGAAACACAAGAAUGAUAGUAAAUGGCACAAGGUACGCUAGCUCUUUAGAGCAGUGCCCUUUAUAGUAUUUGUAGAAAAGAGAAAGAGAGGCAACAUGAUGAUGUGACAAUGGUUGGAGGUUGGCUGCAAGAGCAUCCAAUUAUUAUGUUUAUAUUAU